AUGUCUAAAUAUUGGGAUAAUCCCCGACUUACUAUUCAAAACGAACUGCAAUGUGAUAUGAAUGCAUUGUUCUGUUUUUUUGGUUCUUACGACGAAACGAAUGUUUUCUACACAGGAGCAACUGUUGUCCAGAUUCCUCUGUCGUGUUCAAAAAGAGUAGGAAUCGUCAAAACACACAUCGGGCUGAAAAAGUUUGGACCCCGUUAUCUGAGAGUUAAGCAUCACAUAAAAUUACACAUCACUCAUAAUUGCACUAAAGACGGUCAGCUCUUAGCUACUUCAAAAUAUUCAGCAGGAAUUCUUUUGAAAGAGGAAGUCACCACCAUCGAACUCAAAACUGAUCUUCUCAGCAUCGGACAUCCAGUAACUCAAUAUAAGAGCUUCUUUAGUCCAAAGUUUGUGUUUUUCAACGAUGACUUGUUCUUUAAUCAAGACGUUUAUGAGGAAGACGAGUGA
Molecule: messenger RNA, 456 nt
Organism: Caenorhabditis remanei
Lineage: Eukaryota; Metazoa; Nematoda; Chromadorea; Rhabditida; Rhabditidae
Exons: 4
Coding region: 1-456 (151 amino acids)
Source: RefSeq, a predicted model, not a curated record